AUGAAGGCAACGACGGUCAGUCUCAAGGACCUUGAAAAACGCUCAGUGGCCUUCACGACCCUCGAAGAGGCAUUCGGCGAAGCCUCUCUGGGCAUCCUAGUCGUCAACGAAAUACCCGCCAGAUUCGUAGUCUUGCGGGAGAAGCUGCUAUCAUAUUCAUCAUACCUAGCGCAACUUCCGCCCGAAGAAUUGGACGCUCUCACCGAUGCAGCGUCUCAUUAUGAAAUAGGAUGGAGUCAUGGCAAAGAGGCUCUCAAGGACGGGCAGUACGAUACGAUGAAAGGUUCUUACUACGUAGACUGUCAGUCUUUUUUCGGUCCCGGGGCUUCAGCACCAGCACCAGUAACAGGCAAAUCAGCCACCAGAGGAGCGGGUACUAACCUGUGGCCGCCCGAAUCUGCCAUGCCUGGCUUUCGAGCAACCUUUGAAGAGCUCUGCACACUGGUGAUCGAGAUUGGAGUGCUGGUCGCCCGAGCUAUCGAUGUGUAUGCCGCGGGCAAGGAUAUCCCACAUUAUCAGCAUGGAUGUCUCGAGCACAUUGUCAAGACCAGCCGCACGCACAAAGCUCGUUUGCUUCACUAUUUCCCCUCGGAGUCAACAUCGUCGCCACCAUCCUCCGAGUCUUCAAACGCAUCUGAGUCGGAGUCGGACGACUCCUGGUGUGCCACACACCUUGAUGAUGGCUGCCUGACGGGACUGACUUCGGCACUGUAUUUGGACGAGUCGGGUUCUCUACCACCACUUACUGCAGACGGGGUUGAAAACCUGCCAAUCCUUCCCACAUCUCCUGACCCAAGGGCAGGACUUUACAUCCAUUCUCGUGGUAGCGAUGUGGUCAAGAUCGAUAUCCCUUCUGAUUGCAUUGCCUUUCAGACUGGCGAAGCCCUGCAGAUGAUCACUGGCGGCAGCUUCAAAGCUGUACCGCACUUUGUCCGUGGGUCCAAUGCGCCGAGCUCCAACGCGGUAGCCCGGAACACUCUGGCACUAUUCAUGCAGCCGAACAUUGAUGAUGUGAUUGACAAGGAAAUGGGAACGACGUAUGGCCAGUUUGUGGACAUGAUCAUACAGAGGCAUUCCUGA
Molecule: messenger RNA, 1080 nt
Organism: Exophiala viscosa
Lineage: Eukaryota; Fungi; Ascomycota; Eurotiomycetes; Chaetothyriales; Herpotrichiellaceae
Exons: 1
Coding region: 1-1080 (359 amino acids)
Source: RefSeq, a predicted model, not a curated record